Molecule: messenger RNA, 3705 nt
Organism: Echinops telfairi (small Madagascar hedgehog)
Lineage: Eukaryota; Metazoa; Chordata; Mammalia; Afrosoricida; Tenrecidae
Product: cytochrome b5 domain-containing protein 1
Exons: 4
Coding region: 671-1357 (228 amino acids)
Source: RefSeq, a predicted model, not a curated record
CCCAUUCUCCUCUCGUAGCAGCAUCGUGGGCCCAGCUCCGGCCAUUUACUCUGGGGCCUCCUCCCGGCCCUCCAACUUCCCGAAAACCUUUCGGGUCGGUGGCCUGAGAUCUCGCGAGCGCUCCCAACCUCCUUUCCUUCCGCGAGAUCACUUCUUUUCUCCUGCUCGUCUCCUCGGCAACUGCAGAGAUCUCGCGAUCUUUCCCGGCGCUGGAGCCGAAGCCUAGUACAUUGGGCGUCUUAAGAUAUCGCGAGAAAGCAUCGCUUUCGUUUCUAAUACAUCUUUUAGCAGCCCAGGCAUUUUUAGCGAGACGAUUUUCUUUCAGAACCUUCUGCCUCGCGAGGUAAUGUGUACCACAUAUUCCGGUAGCUCUGACCCGAAAUCAACUCGACGGCAAAGAGUUUGGGAGUCUUUGGGGGGACGUUUUAUGUGCCAGAGCCUGGCACCUGGAAGACACUGCAUUUCCCGUGAGCACUUGCAGCCCAAGCCCUCCCCUUCGCGACGCAAUGGUUGAUCUCAGUGGACGGUGGCCGGAAAAGGACAAUGGUCUCCAUGCCAGCGGGUAAACGCGCUCCCCUUAGCUCCUGACUUUGGAGGCAGAUGUCGUUGUGAGAAUUUUCUGGGGAGCAAAGGAGCAGUUGAGGAGCCGGUGACUCGUGGAGCCAGAAUCAUGCGGCGCCGGGGCUUAGUAGCCGGGCCAGACUUUGAAUAUUUCCGCCGUCGCUAUUUCACGCCAGGGGAGGUGGCCCAACACAACCGGGCCGAGGACCUCUGGGUGUCUUACCUGGGCUCCGUGUAUGAUCUGACGCCGCUGGCUCAGGAGUACAAGGGGGACUUACUGCUGAAACCCAUCGUGGAGGUUGCAGGCCAGGACAUCAGCCACUGGUUUGACCCAAAGACCAGAGACAUUCGCAAGCACAUAGAUCCUCUGACCGGCGCCCUGAAGUACCGCACCCCGCGGGGUCGCUUCCUGCACAUCCCCCCUCCGCUGCCCCGUUCGGACUGGGUCAAUGAUUUCGGGAAGCCCUGGUGGCAAGGGUCGCGGUACCAGGUCGGGCGACUGUCCCAGAAGACCCGCCACAUCCGCAUCAUUAACACGCUCACUUCGCAGGAGCACACGUUGGAGGUGGGGGCCCCGGAAUCAAUGUGGGAAAUCCUACACCGCUAUCUUCCCUAUAAUGCACAUGCCGCCAGCUACACAUGGAAAUACGAAGGGAAGGAGCUGAAAAUGGACAGUACUCUGGAGGAGAACGGCAUCGGGGAUGAAGACGAAGAAUUUGACCUGCUCGACAUGGACAGUGAGCUCUAUACACCGGCACUGCUGCUCUACUUCAACGAUGACCUCACGGAGCUCUAGGGAAGGGUUCCGAUGCUUCCAUACACUGGAGACCUAUUUUGAGUUUGGCUGUUUCUAGGCCCCGAAGGAGAAGGAAAAGAGGGGGUGGGAAGUGUCUGUAUCUAGACCUCCACUCUUCUCACAAAACUGGCCUAUUUGGCUCAGGAAAGGUCCUCUACCCCACAUCCGUUACAAUGGGGGAGAAUCAUAGAAGUGAAUUCAUUGAUUUUUAAUGAUACAAGGAAAUGAAGAUUAUUAGGAAGAUGUAGAAAAGCAUGUCAGAUAGAAAUUAGGGAGGACUUUUUUGAUAGAAAUGGAAGUCCUACACAGGGAUGAGGUAGCGUAUACACAUACAUACAUACAUGGCGGUAAUGAGAUACCUGCACAAAGUUAGCAAUAGGAAAUCUCUAAGUUGACCAUACAAAACUGGACUCUCUGGUAGCUACCAGGUAAUUCAAGCUAGGUGUUCUAUGUACCCUUUUUGAUACAACUACUCACUAAGCUGGUGACAACUACCAUUUACUUUCGAGAUGUCUUCUGAGACUUGGAAAUAUUUAAUAGCACGAGAGCACACCUAGUUAGUGACCAGCAGAGCCAGAUUGGAAAGCCGUGUCCACCGCCCCAAAGCUCUUGUUCUUCUCCAUGGAAAGGGACAGUAGCCUCAAGUCUGGUGCAUGCCAACAUUUGUACCCGCUGCUUGCAGACCACGCGCUGGGGGUGUGGGUUUGUGUCAGGAGGCCAGUUGUGCGCUGGGGCCCUGUUAUGUAGCCAGCCACUCUGGGGAGUGAGCCGUGUUCUUCAGUGGCAAAGAGCCAGGGAAGGGCAAGUGGCCUCUAGCAACUGAGGCCAAUUCCAUAGCACACUUUCUCCCCUGGUGUUUUGAGACUAAGAGGUGGAUUCUUCCUCGAGGAAACAGUGGGGGAAGGGCCUGGGGAGUGGACCACUUUGGACGGAGGAGCAGAUUAGGGCAAGCAGGGAACUAAGGUCAGGAGCAGCUGCGCACCUAGGGAAGGGGAGGGAGACGGGCUGAGUCUGCAGAAGGGAUUUGAGAGAAGUAGAGGAGCCAACAAGUCGGACAACGCGCAGUGACCAAAAGAGAACAGCCCUGGGGCAGCAGCCAGAUCCGACAGCUGUAAGCGUAAACUUGGGAGUUUUCUGAGGGGCUAAGGAGGAGCCCUGGUGGCACAGUGGUUCCUUGUCAGUUCGAAACCACCGGCCACUCUGUGGGAGAAAGAGAAGGUUUUCUACUCCUGUAAAGGUAGUUGGAAACCCACCGUGGCAGCUGUACCCUGGCCUGUGGGGUCGUCGUGAGUUGGGAUUGACUCGGAGACACGAGGUUUGAACAAAGGUGGACACAUCCUUAUUGCCUUCAGCAGCAUCCGAGCUUACUGGGAGACCGAGUGCUUCGCUUCCCUCCCGUGUAACGCAGGAGUCCAUGAGUUAUCUGAACCGAUCGUUCUGAUGCUUAUUGAACCCAGCAGUUGUUUCACCUGUAUCUUGUUUGCUUAGUUAAACCCUAAACACUGUUAAGAACUGAAGAAGAUUGUUCUCUGUGACAGCCGCAGGGCUCUUGUGUGCCCAGGUGGUAUGCCCAUUUUCCUGCCUGAACCUGCCCGCUCCAUUCUUGUGCUUCAGCAUCUCUCACCAGAAACACCCCUCUCUCCACACAGCCCGUAAUGAUCUCUGCAGCCCGUCUUCUUUCCUCUAAGCCACCAUACCUCUUGCCUGAGCUGCUCUAGAAGCUUCCCAACCUGUCCCUCAUUUCCACCUGCCCUCCACACACCAGCGUGAUCUUUGAAGAACAAGUAUAACCAGUGAACCUUCCUGCCCCCAAGCCCUCUGUGACUCCCAGUUGUUUUUGGAAUAAAGACCCAACGGCAGAACCUUGCGUAACUGAAGCCUGCAUGCCUCAUCACCCGCGCACGCCCCAUCCCUUAACAGUCUUCUUUGUUCGCUGUGCGAAGCCACACUGCUGGCUUUCAUUCCAGAAGUGUCUUCCUGUGCCAUCACACAGACUUUGCAUCUGCUUGGCAACCCCGCCCCCUCACCCCCCAUGGACCCAAGACGUUUCUUUCUCAAGGAGGCCUCAGACUUUUUGGUCAAGGUCAAGACCAACAGAACCAGUUGCCAUCAAGUUGCUUCUGACUCAUGGCAACUCUUAAGAGUCCCAGUUAAAGAAGGCUUUUCUGAGAGCCGUGAAGUAAGCACUGGGAGUACGUGCUACCUGUCGUUCCAAAAUGAAGGGUGUGAUUAACUGCCAGGAUGCUAGAUUGGAAGCCCUAAGGGCGGAGACCCUGUCCCUCUUGUUCACUGCGGCUUCCUGGGGCUGGACACCCAAAUUGCUGGUCAAUAAAAUUUGUUUGGCAGAA